Molecule: messenger RNA, 918 nt
Organism: Talaromyces proteolyticus
Lineage: Eukaryota; Fungi; Ascomycota; Eurotiomycetes; Eurotiales; Trichocomaceae
Exons: 1
Coding region: 20-793 (257 amino acids)
Source: RefSeq, a predicted model, not a curated record
CACACAUGGCAAAGACCAGAUGUGCCAGGAAUCCGGUUUAAUCGGCUUUGCAAAGUUUGCACAGUUGUCAAACCCUAGCCAGUACGAUAUAUAUCAUGACGGAGGGGUCGCAGAAUAUAUUCGUGUUCCGUAUUGGCAAUUAGACCUACUUCCUGACAGUGUAUCGUUUGAAGCCGCUGCCAAAGCUCAUGAUGCUGGUGUCGCGCUUCAGGCUCUCAAGCUCGCAGACUUACCACCACACUCAACUGUGGUUGUAACAGCACCGACUGGGGCCAUGGGAGUCAUCACAGUACGACUGGCAAAACAAUUCGCCAUUUCCAAAUUGAUACUAAUUGGUCGUUCGCCCGAGCGAUUGGAGAAGGUGAAAACUAUCAGCACGGUCCCGACGGAAAUAGUAUCGCUUAUCGACCCCGACAUCGAUAUCGUUGACAGUGUGAGGAAGUUUGCACCACAGGGAGUUCAGGCGAUAAUCGACUACAUUCCAGUGGGAGACACUGUGAGUAAAUUGUUACCAGUCAUGGUUACUGGAGGAACUUUGGUGCACUUUGGAGGAAAUCCAACUCCACUCAAGGUCCCUAUGGGGGCCAUGAUGGCCAACUGCUGGCGACUCAUUAGUAGUCGUGGUAACGCAAGAGUCGAUACAAACCAAGCACUCAAAUUGCUUGCGGACGGCGAGCUUAAAAUUGACGAUCUCUUUACUCAUAAAUAUCCAUUCUCGGAUGCUGAGAAAGCAGUCGAUACGAUUGAAAAUCGAAGAGAGCCUAUGUGGCUGAGUAUUAUCCAUGUUUCAUAGGAAGAGAAGGUGAGAAAGAGAAUAGUUUUAAGCAGGCAUUACAAUCAUGUACAGCUCCCUACCUACCUACUUAGGUACUGGGGCGGACAGGCACUAAGCUCUUUAUCUCGCAUGAUCCAUAUCCC